Messenger RNA from Glarea lozoyensis ATCC 20868, 2121 nucleotides. Its product is annotated as FAD/NAD(P)-binding protein. Lineage: Eukaryota; Fungi; Ascomycota; Leotiomycetes; Helotiales; Helotiaceae. The transcript is spliced from 6 exons. Bases 1 to 2121 code for a protein of 706 amino acids. Gene Ontology annotation, molecular function: lyase activity; FAD binding; monooxygenase activity. The record is from RefSeq and is a predicted model, not a curated record.
AUGGGGUCCAUUAACGAGAGCAAAAACGAUAUAAUGCAACCCGAGUUCACUAAAAGCGGAUUACCGAGACAAACUCCGUUGAACGUAAUCAUCGUGGGAGCCGGUAUUGGUGGCUUGACUGCAGCGAUUGGAUUGCGACGAAAUGGUCAUAAAGUGACGCUCCUUGAACAAUCACGCUUUGCAAACGAGACGGGAGCAGCAAUCCACCUUUGUCCAAAUGCCAACGGUCUUCUCCGCCACUAUGGAAUGCCCCCAGAAGAUUUUGGGGCCGUGACUGUACACAGUGUGAAAGACUACACUUCUAAAGGAAACGUCAUCAAGAAAAUUGACAUGACAGAGUCAAGCAAACUUUGGCAGAAUCCUUGGCAGCUCUCCCACAGAGUUCGGCUUCAUGAGACAUUGAAGAAGACUGCAACCUCGCCCGAUGGAAUCGGAACGCCUGCAACUCUCCAUGUCUCGAGCAGAGUGGCGGCUGUAGAUCCUCAAAGUGCCACUGUAACUUUAGAGAACGGAGAUAUAAUCCAAGCCGACCUUGUCGUUGGUGCCGAUGGGUUAAGGUCCGUAACCAGAAAAGCAGUCGUCGGCCAUUCUGGAAAGUUAAUCCCUUCAGGAAAGGCUGCAUUUCGCUUCCUCAUACCGCGCGAGGCUGCGUUGUCAGUCGCGGGCUCCUCAGCAAUCAUGGAAGAAUCAAAUCAACUGAGCAUGUGGUUUCUAAGUGACAGGAGGGUCGUUAUGUAUCCAUGUAAUGACAAUGAGCUGCUAAACUUUGUGUGCAUACAUCCUGAACAUGAAUCUCAAGGAAGUUCGGAAGAAUGGAACAAAAAUGCCACUCUAGACCAGGUGCUGAAAGUUUAUGAGGGGUUCGACCCUAGACUUCUAAAUGUUAUUCGGGUGGCAGAUCCGGAGAGUAUUAAGGUCUGGAAGCUUAUUGACAUGGAAAACUUACCAACAUGGAUUAAUGGCAAGGUCGGUCUCCUCGGAGAUGCUGCGCAUCCAUUUCUACCACAUCAAGGUCAAGGUGGAGGGGUUGCGAUUGAGGAUGCCGUUGCGCUCGCGGUUGUUUUCUCGGGGGAUACAACGCCAGAGGAGGUUCCUGAGCGUCUUAAACUCUACGAAAAGGUACGUUUCGAGCGAGCCCAUGCCAUACAAGAGUUUUCUCGACAAGCAGGAGCGGAUUUUGUCGACGGAAAACCUCGGCUUGAUUUGAUGAAAUAUGUUCCGUACAAUUUUGGCCACGACGAGUACCACAACUCCACCAAAGUACUUGCAAAUUGGAAAAUUAGCAGAAGCAAGCCAGUUUACCAGAGAAUGCCGUUGGUGUUUGGUGUCACUCCUGGGCCAAGACAAGAUUCACUCGGCCACAGCCAAGUCUCAGGUGAGGAGAAGUUUGUCACUGCAACGAUCAAGUUUAGAAGCUCUCGGACCUUUCUUCAAAACUUAUUCCCGAGCGAAUCGUUCAAAUUUAAAUCGCCUGCGACGGUAGUGACUGCGAGCUUCAGAUCAACAACUGUGUCGAACAUGAAUUGGCUUGGUGGACGCGGAUAUAACCAUUUUGGUCUUUAUCUCCAUGACGUUCUGUACACGAAACGUGAUGGAAGCGUUGUUGAUGGUACAUAUUUGCCAAUCCUGUUCGAAAACCUCACAGAUCCAAUCCUCUCAGGGAGAGACGAACUUGGAAUGCCAAAGGUUUAUUGCGAUCUCGACAUCCAGCGGCAGCAGUCAUCCUACACUUUGAAGGCUUCAUGGCAGGCACAAACAUUUGGCACAUUUGUGAUCGAGGACUUGCAUACCACAGACACAAAAGAGGAAGUAGCAUCGUCAGAUGCUAGGAUCCUAGUCUACAAAUACAGUCCUGCCGUUGGAAAACGAGGUACAGCGGACUGCGAAUAUCCGGUUGUCGUACAUCACGGAGCUGAUGCGGAGCUGAAGCCGCAGACUACAACAAGACAGGUUUCAAGCAGUGCCAGCAUAAGUUUCGAAUCUUUAGACACUGGCAGAAUUCCUACCUUGCACCAUAUCGUGAGCAAGUUAGCAGAGAUUCCUAUUUAUAGCGUCAUUGAGGCAAGCGUAGUUAAUGGGAGUGGUGUUCCUGAUUUGAUUUCGGCAGAACGAAUAGAAUAG